Molecule: messenger RNA, 2388 nt
Organism: Drosophila teissieri
Lineage: Eukaryota; Metazoa; Arthropoda; Insecta; Diptera; Drosophilidae
Product: PAX-interacting protein 1
Exons: 1
Coding region: 111-2237 (708 amino acids)
Source: RefSeq, a predicted model, not a curated record
GUUUUGGUCAAAAAAAUGACAUUACAAAAUUCUUUGUCACGCCAAAAACAAAUUUAAACGGAAGCAUUGUAUAAUUGAGACAGAAAAUUGUAUCUGGGGAAAAGGAAGAAAUGCCCAAUGGCGAGGUCAAGUCAACCAGGCCCAGUCCCUAUUGGCGUCAUGCAAGUCCUCCGUCGAGGACAACCACACCCAAGUUCAAUUUAUCACCGGAGCAAACCACCAAUCGAGUCGGACAGCAGCUGCUACGAACCCUGACGCAGAGCUUAGCUUCUGGCCAGGAAUCCAUGCGCUCCCGAUCUUCCUGCCCACCCACACCUCGUCGGCGCCGGCAGGCCAGUGUCUGCAGAUCGAUGGGUACUCCCGAGUCGGUGCCCCUGAUAUCGCAGGCUAAGUCCAAGGCAACAAUUCGAUUGAAGGCGGGCAUGCCGGUGAAACAUGUGCUGGGCGGAGAUCCACCCAACUCAAAGGCUCUUGGCCAGUCCAUGAUGGCCUCAGUUAAACGACGUAAUGAAUCCCCGGCGGUCAAGGCAAAAAUCAGGGAGGAGGAGCUCAAUAGGAUACCAGAGAUGGUAAGCGAGGCGUCCGUCGCCAAAGCCAGAGAAAAAGAGUUCGAAAGGAUACCUUCCAGGGUUUCCAGUUUGACCGAAGAGAACAAGCAAACAGAAGAGAAAAACAUAGAUAGUUCAAUCCCGGAAUCACAGGAGAGCGUAAUACCAGAACUGCAGUUAAAUUUUAAAAUGAUUAGCCAGCAUAAUUUACAGACUAUUAGCUCCGAGAACUCAAAGCCAAGUCUAGAGGAAGAGAAGCCCACAGUGAAUAUACCAGAAACGGAACCAAAACCACCGAAGCCAUCGAACUCGAAGAUAAUUCCCUGCUUUCGAGGGGAGUAUCCCACACGACAUCGUCCUGGUACUUGCCAAUGGUUCCAGUCCGAGCUCCCCAAUUGCGGCAAUAUCGUGACCAUCUGCGAUGAGGAGCAGCAAGUGAUGGGUGAAGCGGAAAUCGUCACCGCCUGCGAGGUCACCGAGGCACAUUUCCUGAGCCUGGAUUGUCAAGAUGAUAUCAUGAACAACGAACCGCCAGCGCUUUCGAGGUGCACUAAGUGCAAGGGCUGUCCACAGCAACAGAACGGGAAUGGGAAUUGGUUUGGACAGCAACGAUCUUGUCAUCAGCAGCCACAACCCUGCUUCCAACAGCAACAACCUUGCUUCCAGCAGCAACCAUCCAGCUUCCAGCAACAGCAACGAAAUUGUGGACGCAGUGCACCCUGUCCCAAUCCGAAACCAAGGGGAUGUCGCAAGUGUCAGGAUCAGCAGCAAUCCAGCAAAGCAUUUGCAUACAAUCUGCAGCAGUCGAUGCAGCAGCCAGUUCUUCCCCAGAUGCAGAAUAUGUAUCCUUGUCAGCAGUUACAGCAAGUGAAUGCCAGUGAUCAAAUGGAACAGCAAAUGCAGUUGCAGCCACAGAUGCAACAGCAUGGCAUCGAGGAGAACAACUAUGGCCUGACCGAAAUGCUGGCCGAGGAGCUGAGAAAGCAAAUGCUCGAGGCUCAGGCGCAGAUUGCCCAAGUGCAACUGCAGUUGAAUAGUGCCUGUGGAGCCACGAGAGUUCGACAGAUGCAUGUGCUAUCCCAGAAUGCCACUGAGGUCCCUCGUUGGGCGCCAGAAACUCAGUUCAUGGACGUUAUGGCAGAGGAACAGGACGUGGGCGAUGCUCCGCCGGAUGAAACAAUACAGCCCGUCGAAGAGGAUCAUGUAUUUGACGCGCAAUUGGAUCAGCAAUCAUUUCCAGCUAGCUUUCCGUGCCAAGCCAUUGGGUCCGCCAGGUCGGAGACGAUUUGGGCCAUGCCAUCAGCUCCUCAGUCGUCACAGCAAGAGGUGCAGUUUGGUCUGUAUCCUGUGCCACUACCGAUGCCUGGUCAGAACAACUACUUCCAGCAGAAUGCUCAACAGCUUCCUUGCCAAAUGACUCCCUUUCAGCAGCCCCAACAGCAACAAAUGACGCAUUGUCCACAGAUUCAGUCCUGUAGAGCAGGACCACCUUGCCCGCCCAAAAUGCCGCCUCCUUGCCAGCAGAAACCGCUGCAGCGAUUAUCCUGUCAGCAACAGCAGCAGCCCAUGAGAUCUGGUCAACCAGCCCAGUCCAAUAAGUGUUCUCAUACCCCACAAUUUUGUCCCAGUUGUUGUUGCCAGCGGUAUGCCCAAAUGCGAUUCAUGAUGCCCCGGUGUUGGCUGCGCUAAGGAUUUCGAAAAGUCCUAUAUUUGUGACGUAACUUACCUUGAACAGUCAAUUUAAAUGUUUCUUCAAGUUAAGAUACCUUACAAAUGACACUUUCAACAGAAGGUUGUGCAAUUCUUCCGUUUAAAAUUGAUUCAAAUGGAGGAAAUGCCU